GGGGGAGGGGGCGUCCGGGCGGCGAUGCGCCACAUUAGCUGUCUCCCCCAAUUAUACGAGAAUGUUUAAGGGCCGGGCUCAGGUCCCAGGCCGCGGCGGCGCGCUUGGCGUCCGCCUAUGGGGAUGAGAGUGGACAUGCGAGUAAGUCCGCCUUCUGCACAGGUGCCAGAUGGGGACGAUGGACUCGCCGGCCAGCGCCCUCGGGCCCAGCAGCGGCCCCGCUCCCGGCAGCCCCUGCCCCACCAGCCCGGGGAGCUCCUCCGGACGCAGCAGCAGGAGCCCGCUGACGGCGUGCUCGACGCAGGUCCAGGAGAACGGCCUCACCCUCGAGCACUUCGUCGGGCGCCUCUUGCAAGGCUACGACUGGACCACCGUGCCCGUGACGCGGCGGCCGGGCUCGCCGCGCCGCGUGCACGUCAAGCGCCCCAUGAACGCCUUCAUGGUGUGGGCGCAGGCGGCGCGCAAGAAGCUGGCCGAGGAGCACCCGCAGCUGCACAACGCGGAGCUCAGCAAGACCCUCGGCAAGCUGUGGAAGUCGAGCGCUUCGCGAGGAGGAGCGACGGCCGUUCGUCGAAGCGGCAGAUCGUCUCCGGGCCGCCCACAAGAAGGAACAUCCCGACUACAAGGUAAGUAUCAACCCCGGCGGCGCAAAGCGGGCCGAGCGCGGGGCGCGCAGCAGCAGGACCGCGACACGCCGGGGCCGUCCGCCGUCAAGGCCGAGGAGGUGGAGGCGCCCAGCUCGUCCUGCCAGGGCUACCCGUUCCGAUCUGAUGUGUCGGCAAGGACGACGCCGGACGCGUGCAGCUCAAGCAGCCCCACCCAGAGCCCCGUCCUGCACCCCGCCUUCAGCCCCGGCCACCCCGGCCACCCCGCACUGAGCCCCGGCGCCCACCUGGCGUCCGGGCCCCACCACCACGCCGACACCAGGACCGUGCUCCCCAGACCGUACGGCGAUGGUGGGCCGCUGUACCCGGCUCACUACCAGGCGCACCACACGGCGCACCAUGAAGUGCAGUACCACGCCCACCUCGGCACACAGCCGCACCAGGAGCGCAAGCACCCCUGUGCCCGCAGCUCGUACCACCAGUACGGGGCUUACGGAUCGCACCCCUCGUACGCGGCGCACGGCCACAUGUGGGUGCAGGGCGAGGCUGCCGCGUGCGGCCCCUGCGGUGUCGGCGGCGGCGGCGUUGGGGUCGGGACCAUGGUCGGGGCGGCCGCCACCUCGCACUCCCACACCGGCUUCAUGAUGCACGGCGCGCACAUCCUGGGCCCGGACCACGCACCUCACGUCCACGGCGGCCACGGGGCGCACCCGGGCUUCCCUCAAGUGUCUGCCUCGCCGAGCAACACUUCGACGGUGGCGAGCGCACAAGUGCAGUCACUGCAAUCCCUGCCGCAGCCCUACUCGUACCAGGCAUAUUGCGGCCCGAACCUGCAAAAGUACUCGUGAAGUUUGUACGUUUGCUCAAAAUGAAAUAUGGCCCUUUGCACAGUACGACACAGUAGGACAUGAUCUUUCUGAAGAUGACCUGUUCAAGCGCGAAGAGACAAGACGGCCGUUGGUCGAACCGCUUCCCUUUGGUUCUUCCGUUUUGUCCUCUCCGCGCUCCCUUUCCCUCGCUGUGCGCUCCCACCGGAAUACUCUAUUAAAAUUCUUGGCGUUUUCGGCCUGUACUCAGAAUUGGAGGGAUGAAUAAAUCUGGGCGACAGAAAA
Messenger RNA from Frankliniella occidentalis (western flower thrips), 1717 nucleotides. Its product is annotated as transcription factor SOX-9-like. Bases 170 to 1453 code for a protein of 427 amino acids. The transcript has 8 exons. The record is from RefSeq and is a predicted model, not a curated record. Lineage: Eukaryota; Metazoa; Arthropoda; Insecta; Thysanoptera; Thripidae. Gene Ontology annotation, molecular function: RNA polymerase II cis-regulatory region sequence-specific DNA binding; DNA-binding transcription factor activity, RNA polymerase II-specific. Gene Ontology annotation, cellular component: nucleus. Gene Ontology annotation, biological process: regulation of transcription by RNA polymerase II.